AUGGAAGUCUGGAAAGAGGCCUGUUCUGGCUUCCAGAAGGUCUCCGGAAACCCGGGGGUGGCCGUUUUUGACCUCCCAAAGGCCCAAGGAAAGCCUCCUGACCCCGGGGAAGGUACUCUGACCAACGGUCUCGACCAUUCGAUUUCAGUGCCUGAGAAAUCCUUUGUGGAAAUAAACCAUUGUAUCGACGUGCCCUGCAGGUUCACCGUUCCAGAACGGUACUCGGAAAGCUCAGAACCCCUUUACAUCUAUUGGUUUAAGAAUGUAUACAAACGUUACUAUUUGAGAUGGAUCAACAUCUGGGUAUUAGGAGUUCUGAUGAUCAGCAACGACUCAAGGCAGAGACCGGAUCCUACCAAUUUUAAGCUGAUCGGGGAUAUCAACAAUGGCGACUGCUCCUUCAGCAUUGACGAUGCCCAGCUUGAAAACACGGGAUGGUACUACAUGAGAAUUGAUAAAGGAGAAGCAUAUAGGCAUACAUUUGUACAUUCUCAUAAUCUCCAAAUUGUGGUGACAGAUAUGAAGAAGCCGGUGAUUUGGAAACCAUCUUCCAUCAUCUGGGGGGAAACCAUCAACCUUAGCUGUGUGGCAUCAAAUUGCUGCUUGAAACCCAAGCCUCAAAUCAUCUGGUCCUCCAAAUCCAGCAAUUGGAAUAUCUCUGAAUGGGGCAAACAGAUCAGCGAUUGGACCUGGACCUAUGGAGCCAACCUCAGCUUCGUACCCAUUUUGGCUAACGAAGGCGCAGCCAUGAACGUCUCUUAUUGCCUCAGCAAUGUAACCGCGGUGGAAGAAGUCAUGCGCCAUAUAGCGAUCAUCACCAAUGUGAUCAUCUUGGUUUUGGGCAUUUCAGGCAACGGGCUGGUCAUGUGGAUCAUAGUUACACGAAAGAAACACAAAACAUUCACCUCCAUCUGCUAUUUCAACCUGGCUGUGGCCGACUUCCUAUUCUCCAUGGGCCGCAUCCCUGCCCUUGUGCAAGAGAUCAUGUACCAGCAAUGGCCCUUCGGCCUCGCGCUUUGCAAGGUCCACAGCUUUGUCCGCUAUCUCACCACCUUCACUAGCGUCUUCGUCCUCACUGUUAUCAGCCUUUAUCGAUGUCUGAUGGUAGUAAAACCUGUGUGGGCCCGAAACCACCAAAGUCCCCGUUUUCAAACCCUGAUGUGUAUUGGAGCAUGGACCCUUGCUCUGUUCUUCAGCCUCCCUUACCUGGUAGUCCGCACGAUCGAGGUCAGAAACGGUGCCUCCUGUUGCAUCUAUCACAAGGCUCUCAAAACCUCGACCGAACUGCCCCUGAGAAUGAGCAGGUUCUUCGGCGGGUUCCUCCUGCCCUUCAUCAUCAUCUCUGCAGCUUACUCCAUUCUGCUUUGCAAGCUUCGUGAACGGCGCUGGAAGGGUUGCCACCGCACCAUCAGCCUGGUGGCUGCCAUUGUCGCCCUUUUCUUCAUUUGCUGGCUGCCCCACCACGUCUUCGUGCUGCUGAACACCGUUUGGACCAAAAAUGCCCUUUGGGGAAUUGCGCUCAAGGUUUCCAAUGCGUUGGCCUACUUGCACAGCUGCAUCAACCCAGUGCUCUAUGGCUUUGUGGGCUACCUCCGGAGCAGGGGCCUUCGCCGCCGAGCUUCCUUCUUGGGACUUUUCCGCAGGGCCCUCAUUGAAGAGGAUACGUCAUUUGCGACAGAAGCAUCAGAGAAUCUUAAUCAGAAAACUUAA
Pseudonaja textilis is the source of this 1710-nucleotide messenger RNA. The record is from RefSeq and is a predicted model, not a curated record. Lineage: Eukaryota; Metazoa; Chordata; Lepidosauria; Squamata; Elapidae.